AUGCCUAAUCAGUUCGUUUUUCUCCAAGGUGAAGAGCUGCGGCGUCUGGCAAAGUUGGUUUACUACCAGGAAGUAGAGAACGUUAAAAACAUCCAUUUCAAGUCGGAAGAUGAACGGCGAAAGUACCUAAACGAAAGCAAAGCUUGCUACACAUCCGCACAGGGGCUAUUGGACAGUGGUGAGAAAAUAAAAAGGGAUUAUGAAAAGGAUGAAACUCGAUCUUCCAUUGCCCAUAAGAUCUUCUCCGGUAUGGAAUGGACAAUCAACACUUCCUUCCAGUGCGUCCGCAACUACACCCUUCGAAAGAACUGCCUUACCAAAGUCGCUGAAUAUUCCAAAACUCUCAUCCACAAACUGCAAAACUUGGAUCCUGCAGACACUUCAGGUGUUCUAAAACUACUUGCUGAUGCAACGGAAUACGAGAAAGCUAUGGUGGAGUAUGCCACCAAGCAUUCAAAUACUAUUCUUUCCUCUUUUUCCAACUGGAUCAAGAGCGAACGCAUCACCUUCGAGAGCUUACUCAUAAGGUUUAAGAAUAAGCUCAGGUUUGAAGGGCCUUUCAAGAAUCUUGAAAAUGCGCAAAAGGUGCAGGUAUACGAGGAAAUCUUGGAGGCAUCAGGGAGGGGAAGAGGUCUAUCAAUAGGGUUCUCAAAAAUUGUUGGGGCCGCAGGGGUUGCCGUACUCCUGCUGACGGCAGGCAUUAUGGUAUGGGAUGUAUAUACCUCGGAACACAAGUUUCAAACGGCGACACACGAUGCUGUGGUAGCGACGGCAUUGGUGGGGGGUUCGAUGCUGGGGAAUAUCGUCGGAGCAGCCCUGACCACGGAGUUAGUGGGCGCCGAGGCAGCUGUAUUGGGGCGAGUCUGGUUGCAGUGGGAGGAUUCGUUAUUGGCAUUGCCGGGGCCUUCAUUCUGA
Molecule: messenger RNA, 915 nt
Organism: Ziziphus jujuba (common jujube)
Lineage: Eukaryota; Viridiplantae; Streptophyta; Magnoliopsida; Rosales; Rhamnaceae
Exons: 3
Coding region: 1-915 (304 amino acids)
Source: RefSeq, a predicted model, not a curated record